UCGGCAGGCGGGGACUUCGGCAACCCGCUGCGGAAAUUCAAGCUCGUCUUCCUCGGGGAGCAGAGCGUCCCAGACUGUUUGGAAGAGGGCCAUUGAGAGCAGGACCCUGGAGAUAAAAGAUCACGUGAGCAGACAGUCUCCAUAUAUGUGGGGAAGACCUCUUUGAUCACCAGAUUCAUGUAUGACAGCUUUGACAACACCUACCAGGCAACAAUUGGCAUUGACUUCUUAUCAAAAACCAUGUACUUGGAAGAUCGCACAGUACGGUUGCAAUUGUGGGACACAGCAGGUCAAGAGCGGUUCAGGAGCUUGAUUCCUAGCUACAUUCGUGACUCUACUGUUGCAGUUGUUGUUUAUGAUAUCACAAAUGUAAACUCGUUCCAACAAACCACAAAAUGGAUUGAUGAUGUGAGAACAGAAAGAGGUAGUGAUGUAAUCAUAAUGCUAGUAGGAAACAAAACAGAUCUAGCAGAUAAGAGGCAAGUAUCAAUUGAGGAAGGGGAGAGAAAAGCCAAAGAACUGAAUGUUAUGUUUAUUGAAACUAGUGCAAAGGCAGGAUACAAUGUCAAACAGCUUUUCCGACGUGUGGCCGCUGCCUUGCCUGGAAUGGAAAGCACACAGGACAAGAGCAGAGAAGACAUGAUUGACAUCAAACUUGAAAAGCCUCAAGAGCAGCCCGUCAGUGAAGGGGGCUGUUCAUGCUAAUAGUGUGUGGCCCUUCUCUUACCUUUCUCCAGACCAUCACUGCUUCUUCCCUCCCUCCCUCCUCCCUCCCUCCCCACUUCUCUCCCUCCCUCGACUCCUCCAUGGCAGUGUGUCUGUCGGCUUGCCCUCUCCCCACUCCUGUCUGUAACGUAGCACGGUUCAUCAUGGCUGCCUGUCUCGUGGAGAUGACCCCUGUCGUUCGCUUCACAAGCACAAGAGAAAGUCAGUGUCGUCGUUAGUUAUAAGGAAAUUUUAAGAACAGCCAACAUGAUUUUAGCAUAUUCCAGUAAUUCUUUUAAAUAACAACCAGAAAGACCAAUUUGCUAAAUCUUUGUUCCUUCUUUAUAUAUAUAUAUAUAUUGCAUCUCCAGAAGUCACAGAAACAGGGGUAAAAAUGUUGUUGGGAUAAUGAUGAAAAGGGAUGUGCAGGGUAAAAACAGCCAGUGCCCAAGGCAAGUGGUUUGGAGCAGUGCUAAGGCUGAAGCCUCUCCUUCUGCACAACCAAGAAAAGAAAA
This is a messenger RNA of Pogona vitticeps (central bearded dragon), 1220 nucleotides long. NCBI's taxonomy places the organism in Eukaryota, Metazoa, Chordata, Lepidosauria, Squamata, Agamidae. The record is from RefSeq and is a predicted model, not a curated record.